AAAUGGUUUUAUUUUGAAAACGUGAACCGGAAGUGUUUCUGUCGGAUUCCUUCCUUGGCUUGUAGCCUAGCAUAAACAAUGCAGCAAAGAGAAGAGAAGCAGCUGGAGGCGUCUGUGGAGUCUCUCGCCUCUCGAGUCUCUCACGUCAAAAGCGCUCUGCACAGUUUCAUCUACAAACUGGAAAAUGAAUACGAGAGAUUAACAUGGCCCUCUGUGUUGGACAACUUUGCUCUUCUCUCUGGUCAGCUGAACACCAUCAAUAAACUUCUGAAGAAUGAGAAAACGCCAUCUUUUCGCAACCAGGUUAUAAUUCCGCUGCUCCUUUCUCCGGACCGAGAUGAGGAUUUAGCAAAACUCACAGAGCAGCGCGUGCCAGUGUUCAGCCAUGAGAUUGUACCAGACUACUUGAGAACCAAGCCUGACCCAGAGGUGGAGGAGCAGGAGAAGCAGCUGAGUGUAGAGGCAGCACGGAUUGGCCCGGAUGUGGCACAGAAACAGAUCCAGACGUUAAAUAAGUUGUGUUCUAAUCUGCUGGAGAAGCUCAACAAUCCUCGAGAUGACAGAGAUUCAGAAAGUUCAGCGAUACGUCAGAACAAACCGUCCUUCAACCCUGCUGACACCAACGCGCUGGUUGGAGCUGUUGCAUUUGGAAAAGGGCUUUCCAAAUGUCGGCCUCCCGGUCCGGUGGCUUCAGGUCAUCCAGGGCAGGGGCCCAUGAUGAGUGGAGGUCCCACCUUACAGCAGGUUACUAUUGGUGGGGGCUCAGGCCAGCAGGCAGGUAUGGGAGGACCUGUGGCUCCACAGCAGCAAGGGCAGCCAGGUAGGAGACCUGGAGAGCUGGGUAAAAUGCCAAGCAGCAUCAAGACAAACAUCAAAUCUGCCUCCAGCGCAAUGCAUCCUUACCCCCGAUGAGCCAAUCCUUAUUACUGUAUUCAGAAUGCGUUGCAUAUCAGAGACUCAAUGACAACAAUUUAUAACGGAGAAAUGUCCAUUAUGUGUUCUUUAUAGAGUUUUUUUUGGAAGUGACCAGCCUUUGUUGUAGUUAUUUCUCUGAUGUCUUUUCCACUGAUAUGCUUAAUUUCACAUUAAAAAUCAUGUUACAAAAAUGUUGAUACUUGCAA
This is a messenger RNA of Notolabrus celidotus (New Zealand spotty), 1121 nucleotides long. It is a transcript of the gene med8, whose product is annotated as mediator complex subunit 8. Bases 79 to 912 code for a protein of 277 amino acids. The record is from RefSeq and is a predicted model, not a curated record. The transcript is spliced from 7 exons. NCBI's taxonomy places the organism in Eukaryota, Metazoa, Chordata, Actinopteri, Labriformes, Labridae. Gene Ontology annotation, cellular component: core mediator complex; mediator complex. Gene Ontology annotation, biological process: regulation of transcription by RNA polymerase II. Gene Ontology annotation, molecular function: RNA polymerase II cis-regulatory region sequence-specific DNA binding; transcription coregulator activity.